AUGAGCGCAGACUUUCCUCUCGGCUUCUUGUACAGCCUUCCACCGCGACCAAAGACCAGGUCGCUCGGUGAUCACAUCGCAGAACAUGUCACCGACAAUGGCAGAAUAUCCACCCUGAUCGACUGUCUUCCUUCCACCUCGAGUCCAGCACUCUGGUCGCCAGAUCUCUCCCGUCCACCUCUCGAACACCGUCACAUCCGAUCUUUCGUCUCCAACUUCAUCCUACCAUGCUCAUCCGGCGCGUCGCCUCUUGGUCCCAACGACCGAGUCAUGAUGGCACUGCCAACAGGUCCCGAAAAUGCUUUGGCUCUUCUCUCCGUCGCUGCUUACCACACUUGUGCACCUGUCAACGCCAGUUGCACAGCCGGCGAGUUGCGCGAUGAUGCACUUCGACUCCGUGCACGAGCCGUCGUCACUACAAGAGAUGCAGUCGAACGUCUCGGUUUGCAUACCCUUCGCGACCAGGACAACAUGCAGAUCGUCUUUGUCGAGCCAAGAACAUCAGGUCCUGCAGGUAUCUUUGACAUGUCGCUCCUCGGCGAGAAUGGCGUUGCAUCCACAUCGGGCCGACGUCCCUCUCAACCUCACGCUCUCGAGCACCAGAGUCUUGUUCUCCACACUUCCGGUACCUCGGGCAAGAAAAAGGUGGUGCCAUACUCGCUACGACAUCUCAUCGUUGGUACAUGCUGUGUCGUCUACUCCUGGGAUCUUCGACCCGAGAGUGUCAAUAUGAACAUGAUGCCUCUCUUCCACGUCGGCGGUAUCGUUCGUAACCUCUGGUCGCCCGUCUUCUCGGCGGGAAGUGCAAUCAUGUGCGCUGGCUUCGAUGCCAACGCCUGGUGGCCACUUGCCAAGCAGCUUGGUGCUACUUGGUACUAUGCUGCACCCACCAUGCACCACGCCAUUCUUGCAUCCAAGCCCCAAGGUGUCGAUGCCUCCAAAGAGACCAACAUCAAGAUGAUUGCCAACGCAGCCGGCGGUCUUUUGCCAUCGCUUGCCAUCCAGCUCAAGGAGACGUUCAUCGGAUGCGCCGUGCUUCCUUCGUACGGAAUGACCGAGUGCAUGCCCAUCGCAUCGCCACCAACCAACUACCAGCUCGAUCGACCAGGUUGCUCCGGUGUCGCUUGCGGUCCCGAUCUAUCCAUUCGUGAUCCCUUCGACAAGGAACGCGAGUUGCCCCUCGGCCAGACUGGUGCCGUCUCGGUGCGAGGUCUGCCAACCUUUUCAGGCUACGAAGUAUCAGCCGAUCCAUUCGAGCCUCUCGACACCUCUUCUUUCUCCACUGACGGUUGGUUCGACUCGGGUGACAUGGGUCAUAUGGACGCAGAUGGAUACCUCUAUAUCACAGGUCGAUCCAAGGAGAUCAUCAACAAAGGUGGUGAGGUUGUUUCACCUUUCGAAGUUGAGGAAGCCAUCACACAAGCCUGCUCGGAUCGUGUCAAGCAGUGUCUUGCCUUCUCCAUCGAGCACGAUGUCUUGCAAGAGACCAUCGGUAUCGUUAUCGUACCCGUGCCGAACCAGCCACGAGUCGGUCUUGCCGAGCUGCACAACAUGCUUCGAUCUCAUUUGCACCCAUCCAAGUGGCCAUUCGCUGCUGUUUACAUGGACGACCUUCCCAAGAAUCAGGCAGGAAAACCCCUCCGUAUCAAGCUCGGCACCCGUCUCGGCAUCGGUCCGCUUUCGGACGAUGUUCCCCCUCUUCAGCGUCACUUUGAAGCCAAAGCACCGGGCAAGGAGGUUCCGCUCUCUGAGCCCAUCCCAUGCAGCCUCGUCACUGUCGAUGUCCGAGCUGUCGAGCGUGCCUGCUACCGCAUUCCAGGCAUCAUCGAGGCUGCUGUCCGUCAGCGCCGUGACGGUUCGCCAGAAGCUUUCAUCCAGGUCGAGGAGGAUGCUGACUACGAUGCAGCCGACAUCGACCGAGCAUUGGCCCAAGUGCUCCACGGUUACGUAGUGCCCAACCCGCUUCACGUCUUCCGACAGCCUUUGGCCAAGAACCACGGCCAGAUCGAUUUCGAGACCAUGGAGGCCGAGGUGCGCAGGCAGAACGCUUCCAGCAUGACACGCACCGCUUUGAUCGUCCGAGACAUUAUCGCCCGUCUUCUCGACACAGAAGCUGGCUCCAUCACGGCCGAAUCCGACUUUUUCCUUCUCGGUGGUAACAGUCUCUUGCUGGGUCGAUUGGUGCAUCUCAUCCGCAAAGAGACCGGCGUGUCUCUCGAGGUCUCGACCCUCUUCAACAACUCGACUGUAGCAGGCAUUGCUGAUCUCGUGGAUGACGAGCAGGGUGAGGAUGAAGAGGAUGAAGACCACUUCUACGAUGGCUACGAUGACAAGGGCGCUCUCGGUGCCACCUACGCUGCCCACCGCUACGACGAGGAUGAAGACGUUGCUUUCCAGAGCCACGGCUACAAGCCACGCAGUCAAACCCAUCCAUGGGUUCUCUUGAUCCAAGCCAUUCCGUUCCUCUUCUUCUAUCCCUUCAAGGCUGCCUGGACAUGGACCGUCAUCUUGCACGGUCUCGCUUUCUCCGCCUUUUACAUUCGUGAUAUCUUCUGGGAGCGUGUCGGUGCAUUGUUGGCAUCCAUUAUCGUUGCCAGGUUGACCAGUCGUAUCAUCUGUCCCGUCACUGCCAUCGCCUUCAAGUGGGUCGUCAUCGGCAGGUACCGCCCGGGCAAGUACCCGAUGUGGUGCAACUAUCACCUUCGAUGGUGGCUCGUCAACCAGUCGCUCAAGACUGCCGGUAAGGGUCUCUUUGCGAUGACGCCUGGAUUGCAGAAGACCUACUACCGCUUGUUGGGAAUGUCGAUUGGCUCGGAUGUUCAGAUUGACCAGUUUGCCAAGAUUGCCGAGCACGACUUGAUCACCAUCCACGACGGCGCUCGAAUCGACAAGUGUCUGCUUCGUGGCUUCUGUGUCGAGCGUAACGGCUACUUUAGACUGGAACCCGUCAUCGUUGGCCGCGACUGUGUUAUCAACACCUUCACUCAGAUCUCUCCAGGUGCUAGGCUCGCUGACGGAACAGUUUGGGGCCCUCAGUCCUCUUCGCACGAAGAGCCUUCAUCGGAUGCCUACGCUGCCUACAACCGCAACAACGCUCCUCAGCCUCACUGGGCGCUCAAGGGUCUGAUUGGAUACCCCAUCAUCUUUUUCGUCCGCUUUGCCUGUUACGUGCCCUGGUUCGCCUCUCUCUUCAUGCUUCUGUCCCAGCCCUUCGCAUUUGAUCACCAUGACAGUGUCAAAGGUGUCAUUGCUUGGUUCGCCUACCCUCGUCGUAUCGGAUGGCAUUACGUCGCUCGUGUUGUGCGAAACGGUAUGCCUCCACUCAUCAAUCUGGCUUUCGGUAUCCUGAUCAAGCGCACUCUUGGUCUCAACAAGGAGGGUUCGAUGCGCAACGCAACACAGUAUGCACUCUUCCGUCGAUGGAUGAACCAGCAGCUUCUGUCUCAGCCACGAGUGCGUCGUGCUCUCGCCAUCUUGGGUACGCACUACGAGAUGACAUCGGUCAUCUUCCGUGCGAUGGGUGCACGCGUCGGCAAGCGUGUCUACUGGCCUGGUUCGAGCAUCUACUGCCCCGAUCCCGAACUGCUCGAAAUUGGUGAUGAUGUCGUCUUUGGCUCGCGAUCCGAAGUGUUCACAUCGGACAGUAUCGGUUGGGCUCGCGUUCGCGUUGGACGAGGUGCCAUGAUUGCGGAUCGUGUCGUCUUGCUGCCAGGAACUAUCAUUGGCAAACAGUGUGUCAUGGGAUCUGGUGCCUUGGCUCGACGAAACGGUCACUACGAGGAAGGCAGUGUAUGGAUGGGCUCCAAGCACGGUGAAGCUGUUAGCUUCGGUAAGGCGGUGCCCGAGAAGAGCGAAGGAAUGGUGUCGGGCGGUGACGACGAGACCAUCACACCUUUCGGACGUGCAUUCUACAAGCGACAGGCCAACUUCUUCGUAUUCCCGUACCUGAUGCUGGUUGUCAUCAAUGUCGGUAUGACCAUCUUUGCGUCGGCCUACUGGGCUACAGCGGCUGUGGGCACGGUGCUCAUCCUCAACUUGCUGCGAAAGGACUUUGAAUUCUCCAAGGCUGGCUUCCUCUUUGAUGACCACUGGUACCGACCCGGCCUGAUUUACGCGGUGAUUGCGAUUCUGUUUGUAAUCAUCCUGACGAUCCAGGCGUUACUGGCGUUCAUGUGGACGAUUAGCACCAAGUGGGCGGUGAUCGGACGACGUCGCGAGGGGCGUUACGACUGGGACAAGUCGUCGUACUGCCAGCGUUGGCAGCUGCACCUCACGCUGCAAAAGCUUCUGGGUAAAGGAUUCGGUGGACACAUCUACGGCAACAUCUCUGGAACGGUAUUUGCAGUGUGGUACUUGCGAGCACUUGGCGCCAAGAUCGGAAAGGACUGUGCGAUCUGGGCUGGUGGCAAGCCGUCGCUUCAAUUGACAGAGCCGGAGCUGGUCUCGAUGGGCGACAGGGUUAGCAUCGAUGACGCUUCGGUUGUAGCACACAUCAAUUCGCGAGGACGAUUCAGUCUGAACAAGUUGCGCAUUGGUGAUGGAUGCGCAAUGCGUUCGGGAAGUCGAUUGCUCUCGGGUGCCAGCAUGGAACCUCGUUCGAUGCUGUUGGAGCACACACUGGUGGCAUCAGGUGAGAUCGCUGAAGCAGGUGCUGUCUACGCAGGAUGGCCUGCUCGUCAGCUGCGUGUGCGAAAGCCACACCGAGGCAACGGCAUCCAUGAUGAGAUGUCGGCUGGCAGCAGCACGACCAAUUUGCAUCAGCAAGCACCUCCUCCGGGUUACUUUGGUCAUUGA
Ustilago hordei is the source of this 4794-nucleotide messenger RNA. RefSeq lists its product as uncharacterized. The transcript has a single exon. Gene Ontology annotation, molecular function: phosphopantetheine binding; medium-chain fatty acid-CoA ligase activity. Lineage: Eukaryota; Fungi; Basidiomycota; Ustilaginomycetes; Ustilaginales; Ustilaginaceae. Bases 1 to 4794 code for a protein of 1597 amino acids. Gene Ontology annotation, biological process: fatty acid metabolic process. The record is from RefSeq and is a predicted model, not a curated record.